Messenger RNA from Serendipita indica DSM 11827, 3363 nucleotides. NCBI's taxonomy places the organism in Eukaryota, Fungi, Basidiomycota, Agaricomycetes, Sebacinales, Serendipitaceae. The record is from the annotation of a GenBank genome assembly.
AUGUACUGCAACCACCGCGCUGAACACGCUACGCCGCCAACACGCUCGUCGUAUCCGCUCGAUGGCUCCUCUCCAGGCCAUAAAUGGAUAAAAUCGCUCACAAACGACCGCGCGGGUCAAUUUACCGGCGGGCGCUGGUCGUCGCUCAACUUGUCGUCUGUGCUCUACACCGAGCGCAUAGAUGACAAGAAGUAUGUCGAACUCAGUGUUUGGAGCGCUCCCGGACGGUCCAAGCCCACGUUCGAAGAGGCCAUGCGCAACAAGUUUAAGCCAGCGAAGAAGGGGGACCAUUUUGGCCCGAGCUGGACGAACCACUGGUGGAAAGUCAAGCUCCAUGUCCCGACGGCGUGGACAAAGUAUGAACGCGUUCAGUUCGAGUUUGAUCCGAGCUGCGAGGCCAUGAUCUUUGACGUCCAUGGCACACCUUUGCAAGGUAUUACUGGUGGAUGGGGUGGAGAACGACGCGUCGAACAUAUCAUCCCUCCGGCUGCAGUCAAAGCUGGAAUCUAUGAGAUUGUCAUCGAGUCUUCUUGCAACGGCUUGUUCGGUGUAGGAGACUCGAUUGAGCCUCCUAACAAUAACCGAUGGUUUGGCCUCUGGACUGCAGACAUUGUCGUUCCAAAUAUGGAGGCAUGGAGACUAAUGCUCGACUAUAACACUCUCCGCCAGCUUUCCGAUAACCUGCCGGGCAAUUCGCCAACGCAGAAUCACGCACUCGUCCUCCAGAACAAGAUAAUGAACACAUUCCGCAACGAUGAUCCCUCGACGAUUGCACAAUGCCGAAAGAUUGCAGAGGAAAUUCUUGGGGAGGGAUGGGAAUCCAAAGGAGCAGAUAUUUACGACAAGAAUGUCGACGCAUUGAUUUAUGGUAUUGGAUAUUGCCACAUUGACACCGCUUGGCUUUGGCCUUAUAGCGUCACACAGCAAAAGGUUGCACGCUCGUGGACGACACAGGUAGACCUUAUGAACAGAUAUCCCGAGCAUCGUUUCACUUGUUCCAGUGCCCAGCAAUUUAAGUGGCUCGAACAGCUUUACCCGGCUGGAUUCAAGGCGGUCAAGGACAAAGUGCUGGCCGGCAAAUUUCAUCCCGUUGGAGGUGCUUGGGUGGAGCAUGAUGGAAAUAUGCCGUCUGGAGAGGCUCUCAUCCGGCAGAAUCUCCUCGGGCAACGCUAUUUCCAGUCGCGCUUUGGUGUCCGCUGCGUCACGGCAUGGCUUCCUGAUUCGUUUGGUCUCAGCGGCGCACUUCCACAGAUAUUCCGUCUCUGUGGUAUGAAGGCACGUAAUUUCUUCACCCAGAAGUUGUCAUGGAAUAACGUCAACGUCUUUCCUCAUACCACGUUCAAUUGGACCGGAAUCGAUGGGACACAAGUCCUCUGCCACAUGACGCCAGUUGACACCUACAAUGCACAAGCUACUUUCGGUGACGUUCGGCGAGGGAUUACAAACCACAAGGUACCCCCCUUUCUCGUUCCCGAUUCCGAUUUGACACGCGUUCAGAAUUUGGAAUCCUCAAACACCGCACUUUUGGUCUUUGGUAAUGGUGACGGAGGAGGAGGCCCGUUGCCGAAUAUGCUUGACAGCCUGCGCCGCAUUCGUGCUGCUGCGAAUCAAACCCCUGACGUCCCUGUGGUUCAUAUGGGCACUAGUGUGGAAGACUUCUACGCAGAUAUUGAGAGGGAUACCAAUUACGGCGAAACACUGCCGACAUGGCAUGGAGAACUCUACCUCGAGUUCCAUCGAGGCACGUACACGUCCCAUGGUUCCAUCAAGCGAGGCAACCGCAAGUCGGAAAUCUUGUUAAGAGAGGUCGAAUAUGUGGCCACUAUGGCUUCACUUCACGGCAAAGACUAUGAGUAUCCAUAUGACCGUAUCAAUGAAUGUUGGGAAAAGGUCUGCCUAAAUCAAUUCCACGACGUCCUGCCUGGAUCUGCAAUCGGCAUGGUCUACGAGGAUGCAGAGAAGCUGUACGGCGAAGUUGCUCGCGACGGCAAGCAAUUGUUCAAGGAGGCAGUCUCGGCUUAUAUGGGUAACUUGAUACCGAUCGCAUCUGUCAUGGAAGAGCAACUCGCUCUGUCAAACGGCAAACUUGUUGCAUUCAAUACAGUGCAUCAUGCCCGCCGAGAGGUCGUGGAGAUCCCUCUCAAAGGUCCGUCAGCGACACGUCUGAGGAAAGAGGUCGUACAAAUCUCCAAGGAUGGGACGCGCGCAUACGCUUUGAUGGACGGAGACGACAACGCCGGUGGAUUGCUUCAAGCCAAGGCUAUGCAAAAAGGAGAUGAUGAAUUUAUUCUGACCAACUCGAACAUUUCCAUGACUAUCAAAGGUGGUCGCAUCACAAGCUUAUACGACAUGAUCCUCCAGCGAGAGCUCCUUAUUAAGGGAAUGACGGGUGGUCUCGUUAUUUUCGAUGACAGGCCAAAUUAUUGGGAUGCUUGGGAUGUGGAGAUCUUCCAUCUUGAGACACGUGAACCUUUGUCAUUCUCAAAGGUUACUCUCGCGGAGAGCGGGCCGGUGCGAGCAGCCUUACGAGCAGAGCUCAAGUUGCCAAAAUCGACGGUCAAGGUCACAAUUUCUCUGGAUGCCACCCCGGCAACCUUCCAGCCCAACUCUCGCUCGCUGAUACGCUUUGAUGCCGAAGUUGACUGGCAUGAGCGUCACAGAUUCCUCAAAUUUGAGCUUCCGCUCAACAUUCGGGCGCACGACGCAUAUUAUGAAACGCAAUUCGGACAUGUCAGCCGUCCAACUCACAAAAACACGACAUGGGACGCGGCCAAGUUUGAAGUCUGCUGCCACAAGUACUGCGAUAUCAGCGAGUUUGGAUAUGGAGUUGCUUUCCUCAAUGACUGCAAAUAUGGCGCCUCUGCAGAUGGGCAAUUCAUGCGAUUGUCACUUCUUCGGGCUGCCACGGCACCAGAUGCGGAGCAAGACCAAGGCAAACACGAGUUUUCAUGGGCCGUGCUACCACAUGCCACGCAUUUUAUGCAGUCGGACGUCCCCAUCGCGGCUCAAUUUUUCAAUUCUCCACUCCACGUGAUGUACGCACCCGAGAGUGGGCCUUUGCGUCUGGCCCUCCCGACCGUGCACAAGUCGCCCUUCUCGGUUGAAGGAGCCCCGAACGUGGUGCUCGAGACCGUAAAAAGGGGUGAAGACGAUACAAAGAAGAAGCUCACGCGGGUAGUAUUGCGUAUAUUCGAGGCCUAUGGAGGGCACGCGUCUGCCACUCUCAGAGUCGCGAGUCACCUCUCCAUCGAUCAGACGAGCACGCACGAGGCGACUGGCGACACACUCAUCAAGCUUGACCUGCACGCGUUCCAGAUUCUGACCGUGCGGCUUACGAUAUCCAAGGUGGAAAUGCCAUCGUGA